Molecule: messenger RNA, 3351 nt
Organism: Drosophila suzukii
Lineage: Eukaryota; Metazoa; Arthropoda; Insecta; Diptera; Drosophilidae
Gene: Fim
Product: plastin-2 Fim
Biological process (GO): actin filament network formation; actin filament bundle assembly
Cellular component (GO): cytoplasm; actin filament bundle; actin filament
Molecular function (GO): calcium ion binding; actin filament binding
Source: RefSeq, a predicted model, not a curated record
GUGCGCAUUGUUGUUUUGUUCACCCACUUCGUCGCGUCGCCCUAACAAAAUUGCUAAAUAUUGUUAACAAAAACGCCUCGCACGCACAGUAGCCGGUCGAUUACGAAUCAGGACGCUCGAAAACAAAGCUUUCUCGGUUGAAGUUGUAAAUAAACAAAGAGGUUUUAAAACCAACCAUUUUUUUUUUGGUAAGAAAGCCAGUAACAAACCAAAUCACAAACACAAACGAACGUGUGUGGGUGCAAAUUAAGAAAUAAUCAAAGGAAAUUUAAGAAAAUUAACACACCAACGCACAAGUACACAGAUACAUAUAGAAAAAGGAGCGCGCGGUUAAAAAAGACGAGAGAAUAAGAAAGGAGAAAAAACGCCGACUGCGAAAACGGCGACAAAGUGAAAUUGAUAAUAAACGCAUAAUUUAUUUAAAAUAAUAACCAAUCGGCUGCGGCAGUUAUAAAUAAUUAAGAAAGUCAAGAAGAAAAGCACACACAGCGAAAAUGGCAACACUAAACAAAUUCACAAAAACGCUGUCCAUUGAUGAAAAGGCCGAGAUCAAGGAGAAAUUCAUAGAGUUGGAUGCCAACAAGGAUGGCUUCAUCGACCUGCACGAGCUGAAGGAUGCCCUCAAUCAGGUGGGCUUCAAGCUGGCCGGCUACCAGGUGCGCGAGAUGAUUGAUGAGUACAAGGGCAAGGGCAAACAGACCGCCUUCCAGGGCAAACUGAAUCUGGAGGAGUUCGAGGCACUGUGCCUGGACCUGAAGAGCAAGGAUGUGGCCAGCACAUUCAAGACCGUCGUCUCCAAGAAGGAGAAUCUGGAGACCCUUGGCGGCAUGUCGAGCAUCUCGUCCGAGGGCACCACCCAUUCGGUGCGCCUCGAGGAGCAGCUGGCCUUCUCCGACUGGAUCAACUCGAAUCUGGGCCAUGACAAGGAUCUGCAGCAUCUGCUGCCCAUCGACAGCGAGGGCAAGCGCUUGUAUCUGAGCAUCAAGGAUGGUAUUCUGCUGUGCAAAAUCAUCAACCACUCCUGCCCGGACACAAUCGAUGAGCGGGCGAUUAACAAGAAGAACCUCACAGUCUACCGGGAGUUUGAGAAUUUGACCCUGGCCUUGGUUUCCUCCCAGGCUAUCGGUUGCAACAUUGUGAACAUCGAUGCCCACGAUCUGGCCAAGGGCAAGCCGCAUCUGGUGCUGGGUCUCCUCUGGCAGAUCAUCCGCAUCGGUCUGUUCAGCCACAUCACCCUGGACAGCUGUCCGGGAUUGGCUGGCCUACUCUUUGACAACGAACGUCUCGAGGAUCUGAUGAAGAUGUCGCCGGAGGCCAUUCUUCUGCGCUGGGUCAACCAUCAUUUGGAGCGUGCUGGCAUCUCGAGGCGAUGCACCAACUUCCAGUCGGACAUCGUCGAUUCCGAGAUCUAUUCGCAUCUGCUGAAGCAGAUCGCCGGCAAUGAUGCCGAUGUCAAUCUGGAUGCUCUGCGGGAAUCGGAUCUGCAGUCGCGGGCAGAGAUUAUGUUGCAGCAGGCUGCCAAGCUCAACUGCCGCAGCUUCCUCACGCCGCAGGAUGUCGUCAACGGCGUCUACAAACUCAAUCUGGCCUUCGUCGCCAAUCUUUUCAACAACCAUCCGGGAUUGGACAAGCCCGAGCAGAUCGAGGGACUCGAGUCCAUCGAGGAGACGCGCGAGGAGAAGACCUACCGCAACUGGAUGAACUCGAUGGGCGUGGCGCCGCAUGUGAACUGGCUGUACUCCGAUUUGGCCGAUGGUCUGGUCAUCUUCCAGCUUUUCGAUGUCAUCAAGCCGGGCAUCGUCAACUGGAGCCGUGUGCACAAGCGCUUCAGCCCGCUGCGCAAGUUCAUGGAGAAGCUGGAGAACUGCAACUACGCCGUGGAUCUGGGCAAGCAGCUGAAAUUCUCGCUGGUCGGAAUCGCUGGCCAGGAUCUUAACGAUGGAAAUGCCACGCUGACGUUGGCCCUCAUCUGGCAGCUAAUGCGCGCCUACACCCUGUCCAUUCUGUCCCGCCUGGCCAACACCGGCAACCCCAUCAUCGAGAAGGAGAUCGUCCAGUGGGUCAACAACCGAUUGACGGAGGCUGGCAAACAGUCGCAUCUGCGUAACUUCAAUGACCCGGCCAUAGCCGAUGGCAAGAUCGUGAUCGAUCUGAUUGAUGCCAUCAAGGAAGGCAGCAUCAACUACGAGUUGGUGCGCACCAGCGGCACACAGGAGGAUAACCUGGCCAAUGCCAAGUAUGCCAUCUCCAUGGCCCGCAAGAUCGGCGCCCGCGUCUACGCCCUGCCCGAGGACAUCACCGAGGUGAAGCCCAAGAUGGUGAUGACCGUCUUCGCCUGCAUGAUGGCCCUCGACUACGUGCCCAACAUGGACAGUGUGGACCAGAACAACCACAACAGCUCCGCCAACAACAGCAAUUAGGCGCCACAGCCACAACUCAAUUAUACAUAAACAAAAGGACGGAAUUUUGAUGGGGAUGAAAAGUGGGAACUACGUAUAUUUUUCGUAUUCGCUAAUUACUAAUAACUCUAUUCGAUUGCGUUCCUUCCUGCGCUACCAAUACAUUUUUUGUGUUUUUUUUUAUUUCGAUUACUUUUUGUAAUUUUUUUUAUUAUAUAUUUAUAUAUUAUAUACUUGAGUAUGAGUUUUUCCCCCCCUAUUGUAAUUAAGCAAACAGAUUUUAGAGUGUCGCGCAUCUGUUUCCGAGCCCGGCGAGAUGUUUCUUUAUUAGUUUUGUUUAACAAUUGUUAAAUUAUACAACUGUAACCUUAUUUUAUAAAUAGAGGUUUUGCUUUUUCCGCUUUAAAUCCUUAAACAAAAAAAAAAGAAUUAGGAAACGAAAGAAACAAAAGAAACAAAAACGAAGCGACAAAGUUUAACGUGCAAGAUUAAGAGAGAAUUAUAAUAUUAACAUUGCGACGAAAACAAUGAAAACAAUUAAAUUUGUAAUAUAUAUACAUAUAUAUUUAUAUACGAUUACGAUAUGCGCCUAUAUACAUAAUAUAUAUUUACAUAAAUCGAUAUAUUUUUGCAUAAAUACGUUGCCUGAAGGGGAGAUAAUGAACGAAGAUCGGGUCCGGGAAUAUCCAGAAACAAAAUAGAUCGAGAAAAAAAACAGAGUAAAUAAUUUUGUAUUUAAUAUAUAUUUUUUUGCAAAUAAUUGUAAGCCGCUUUUGUUUAUGUUUUUUUCCAAUGCGUGUGUUUAUUCUAUUUCUUUUUACAUAUUUGUAUAAUUUUGCGUUUAAGUGCGUUAGAGCGAGGUGGCAAUAGGUGGCGCCAACAUGGCGUAGAAAGAGAGGGCAACAAACAUUUUUUAGUGCAAUGAGGCGACAUACAAAUCCAAGAGAAAAAA